Lycium ferocissimum is the source of this 1000-nucleotide messenger RNA. RefSeq lists its product as uncharacterized. Bases 359 to 895 code for a protein of 178 amino acids. The transcript is spliced from 2 exons. Gene Ontology annotation, biological process: defense response. The record is from RefSeq and is a predicted model, not a curated record. NCBI's taxonomy places the organism in Eukaryota, Viridiplantae, Streptophyta, Magnoliopsida, Solanales, Solanaceae.
AGAAUUUAGGCUGUAAAGAGAAAUCACAAUUUUAUUUACUUAAUUAUUAUGUCUGCUCAACACCUGUUACAUAUGAUUGUGAUUUCUCUGUGGCCAUGUUCUACCAAUGCUGCCAAUUUUUUCCCUAGCACUGACUAGCUUAUCAAUUUAUCAUCAUCAGCAUAGAUUAAUUUUCCACAUUGACUUGAUCAACUUAAGAUAUCGUCAGUAUAGCUCUUGUGGUCCUCAUCCUCCUGGAGUUUUUAUAAAUUGGUAACUUAGGUCAGCUGAUUUUUCAUAUUGCACCUUAAAAUAUUAGAAAGAAGUUGUCACGAAAAAUUGCUUCUUGAAACUCAUAAUAGUACGUGCACAACUAAAUAUGGAGGCAAGAUGCUUAUAUGUUACUGUUCACUCUGCUAGCGACCUCCCAGAUGUCCGAGAGUUGGGUCGAAUGAAAGUUUAUGCGAAGGUUUCAAUAACAGGACAGAUCGAGUGCACAACAGUGGAUCUUGAGAACGGGACAAACCCUGAGUGGAACACGACGUUUUGCUUCAUCGUGCCCGAAGAAAACAUCAUACAAGGAGGGGGGGAAAUUCCGGUUAAAAUUGAGUUGUUCUGUCGAAGGAGUUUCUCACAUGAUAAAUAUGUUGGUGAGUUAAACCUCACCAUAGAUUCUCAAUGUGUAGAAUCAUGCAAUACAUUCUCAGUUGUUUGGAGUGGUUCAAAUAAAAGUUCAAGUUUUGGUACUUUGAAGUAUUCACAUGUCUUAGGAGAGGACUCAUCAUCAUCAUCAUCGUCGUCGUCUUCAUCACCACCACCACCACCACCACCAUCAUCAUCAAAAACUCAAAAAAUUGAAAGAGUAGUGGGUGUACUCGGUGCAGUGGCUAAUAUCGCUGAAGCGUUCAGUUCAUGACCCAUAAUAUCUAUGUUAAAGCCAGGAAGAACUACUUCUGCUAGAAAUAUUUUGAAAUCUAUGUUGGUCGUGUAUAUUGCAGUUUGUGUUUGGUAUGAAAGAAAA